GAUGGUAGGAAACACCUCAUGAGGAUGAUUCAGGACUUGCCUGAGUCAUCUUUUGAACUGUCAUUGAAAGAUAUUGUUGACAAUCAACAAAGCACAGAAGAGGGCCAACAUGCUGAAACAUUAGAAAGGAGAAAUCCAAAAGUUAGAAUGCCACAACAGAGCAAAACUUUGAAGAGGAGUCAAAUAUCAAGAAGUGAAAGCAUGGAUAGUGGGGUUUUCUUAUUAAAAAUGUUCCUCCCUUCUUCUAUAGGUAGCAAGAAGAAACUAAAGCCAAGGAACUGCUCAAAAGUUUCUCCAAAAACACCUGUCGACGAAUCGGAGAAAUCCAUGAAUAGGGACUGGUGGAGGAUUAUAUAUGUAGUUAUAAAAGAGAAUAAGUAUAGUAGAAGCAUCAAGAAAAGCAUGAGUUACAAUAGCAGCAGCAAAAGCAGGUUGGUUGAAAACAACUGCACACAGAGGAAACAAAGAGGGUGUUUCUUUUAGUUUAGUAGUAGAAAUGAACAAAUAGAAGAAUAGAGCAAAUAGAAAACAGGAUUUAGAAAAAUAAAGGUGCAAAUAAGUGAGGUUUCUGCAUGUAAUACUCGAGCACAAGUUUUAUUUUUGUCACAGAUGUCCUGUAAAUUAUUUGCUGUCAUAGUUAUGGUGCACUUUUCAGUGCAGCAAUUGGAUUUCACAAGCAGGAACAUCUUUCUAUACAUA
Molecule: messenger RNA, 699 nt
Organism: Nicotiana tabacum (common tobacco)
Lineage: Eukaryota; Viridiplantae; Streptophyta; Magnoliopsida; Solanales; Solanaceae
Source: RefSeq, a predicted model, not a curated record